Molecule: messenger RNA, 635 nt
Organism: Cebus imitator (Panamanian white-faced capuchin)
Lineage: Eukaryota; Metazoa; Chordata; Mammalia; Primates; Cebidae
Gene: QRFP
Product: pyroglutamylated RFamide peptide
Exons: 1
Coding region: 1-411 (136 amino acids)
Molecular function (GO): orexigenic neuropeptide QRFP receptor binding
Source: RefSeq, a predicted model, not a curated record
AUGGUAAGGCCCUACCCCCUGGCCUACCUCCUCCUCCUGCAGCUGGGCACCUGCUUUCCUCUGCUGGACAGAAGAGAGCCCACAGACGCCAUGGGUGGCAUCGGAGCUGGAGGGAGCUGGGCCAACCUGGCUAAGGGGCCCCAACCCCACUUCGUGUGGGGCUCCUCUCAGUGGCCGAGAGCGUCACGGCCACAGGCCCUGCUCGUCAUGGCCAAGGGGCUGCAGAUGUCGGGCAGAGAGCAUGCCGGCCACAGAUUCCACUUCAGGAGGCAGGACCAAGGCAGUGAGGCCGCCGGCUUCCUCCCUGCUGAGGGGGAGAAGACCAGUGGCCCGUUAGGGAACCUGGCUGAGGAGCUCAAUGGCUACAGCAGGGAGAAGGGCGGCUUCAGCUUCCGCUUCGGUCGGCGGUGAAAGGCCAGGGCAUCGUGGAAGGGUUUGCCCCACUGCCAUCACUCCUGCCUUCUCCCCAAGUCUCAAAGACCACGCCCCCGAGAUCAUGUAGGCGCGGCCACCAUAACGAUACACAGUAGGACGGGCUAGGUGUGUGCUUACCUUUGAUCUCCAACUUUGCUGAAGCGAAAAACUAGGCAGUGUCGAAAAGGAACCUAAAGUAUAAAAGGAAAUUUACUGUUAGA